GAGGGGGCGGUGGAGGACUGUUAUCCGGAGACAUGAAUUCACGCCCGGCUGAAGUUAGGAAGUAAUGAUUCAUCCUGCCGGGUUACUCGUUAAAUUGCGCUCCGGAGAAACUGCGUCAGUGUGACAGAAACCGGAGCUGGCCGGUGGACUUUGGCUGCGGUUGUCGGUGUGAUCGAGCAGCGAGAGAAACGGCCGCCGUCAGGAGGAGGAAGUGUCACCGCCGCACCAGCGCUCUGCACCGGGGGACGAGGGGAGACAGUCCGCGGCCAUGGCCGCCCUCAGUAGCUCGGGGGCCACCUCCAGUCCCAUGGUGAUCCUGGCGCCCAAGACCAAGACGAAAAAGAAGCAUUUCGUGCAGCAGAAGGUGAAGGUGUUCCGAGCCAGCGACCCGGUCCUGAGCGUGUUCAUGUGGGGCGUCAAUCACUCGAUCAAUGAUCUCAACCAGGUGCCUGUCCCCGUCAUGCUGCUGCCCGACGACUUCAAAGCCAACACUAAGAUCAAAGUCAACAACCACCUCUUCAACAAAGAAAACCUCCCGGGACACUUCAAGUUUAAAGAAUACUGUCCGCAGGUCUUCAGGAAUCUGAGGGAACGGUUCGGCAUCGAGGAUCUGGAUUAUCAGGUGUCUCUGACUCGCAGCCCCCCGAUGAGGAGCGUGGACGAUCAGGGAGAAGGUUUGCUCCUCAACUCUUACGACCGAACGCUGGUCGUCAAGCAGAUCUCCAGCGAGGACGUGGCCGACAUGCACAACAUCCUGUCGGAGUAUCACCAGCACAUCGUCAAGUGUCAUGGCAGCACGCUGCUGCCUCAGUUCCUGGGAAUGUACCGGGUGAGCGUGGACAGCGAGGAGACCUACCUGAUCGUCAUGAGGAACAUGUUCAGCCACAGACUGGUGGUGCACAGGAAGUACGACCUGAAGGGUUCUCUGGUGGCUCGAGAAGCAAGCGACAAAGAACGGGGAAAAGAGCUUCCCACCUUCAAGGACAUGGACUUCAGGAACAACAUGCAGAAGGUUUACGUGACGGAUGAGCAGAAGGAGAAGUUCAUGGAGAAGCUGAACAAAGACGUGGAGUUCCUGGUGAGGCUGAAGAUCAUGGACUACAGCCUGCUGCUCGGCAUCCACGACGUCGGCCGAGCGGAGCGGGAGGAGGACGAGUGCGAGGAGGUGUCCAACGAGGAGGACCCGGAGGCGGAGAACGGAGCCACGGUGGGUUCUUACGGAACCUCCCCGGAGGGAAUCGCCGGUUACAUGUCGUCCUGCAAACCUCUGGGGCCCGGAGAGUUCGACCCCUACGUUGACGUGUACGCUGUCGGGAGCUGCUCAGGAUCUCCUCAGAGGGAGGUUUACUUCAUGGGCCUCAUCGACGUCCUCACGCAGUACGACACCAAGAAGAAAGCAGCUCACGCCGCCAAAACCGUCAAACACGGGGCCGGAGCCGAGAUCUCCACGGUCCACCCCGAGCAGUACGCCAAACGAUUCCGCGACUUCAUCUCCAACAUCUUUGCGUAAAGCUCGACCGUUCCAACCCAAAAGAACCAAAACUAGAAUGCACACAGCCGCUCGUUAUUUAAGUCCGGCGAUCCGAGGCGAGACUUUACGUUGUAGCAAUAUCGUGUACUACUUCUGAUGCAUAUAUUUAUUUUUAAGAUUUAAGAUGUAUUUCUAUAGAUAUUAAACACUCUUAACAGAAUAACUCUGGAAGCAAACUGCUGUUGAUCAGUGUUGAAAGUGUUAAACUACAUCAUCGUCUGUUCUCCACCAACUAAAGGAUUUGUUUUAUAGAUUUUUUUUGUCUUUUUACAGAGAGUUCGAUGAGAUGCUCACGUCUGUACAGUGUUUAUAUGUGAGACAGUUAGCUUAGCUUAGCUUAGCAGGAAGUCUUAGCUAACAGAUCCUGCCUGCUAGCACCUUUCAAAUUAAUUAAAGAGAGCUCAACCGAGGCUAUGUGUCUACAAAAUAAAUUGAAAAUAAAUCAUAAUAAGUGUGGCAUAACAAACAUAAAGAGUAGAAAUACUAUGUAAGAUAGUAGCUGAAGCUCUGUGGUCUGUUCAAGUGUUUCGUAGCUACAAAUACGAAUGAAUCCAAUUCUUUUGUAUCCCAAAAACAUGCUGAGAAGAUUAAGUGCUUUUACUUUGAAAUUCAGGAACCUCCAGUAGUGCCAGUACUGUAAUGAUUUACUGACAAAUUUGCUUUUAGGUGAUCAGCAAUGUAUGAAAACCCGUUUAUGUUCUAACUUCACUGUUAAUGUAAUAAAAUUUCUGGACUGAUA
Stegastes partitus (bicolor damselfish) is the source of this 2270-nucleotide messenger RNA. RefSeq names its product phosphatidylinositol-5-phosphate 4-kinase, type II, gamma a (gene pip4k2ca). Gene Ontology annotation, molecular function: 1-phosphatidylinositol-5-phosphate 4-kinase activity; 1-phosphatidylinositol-4-phosphate 5-kinase activity. Gene Ontology annotation, cellular component: plasma membrane. The record is from RefSeq and is a predicted model, not a curated record. Gene Ontology annotation, biological process: phosphatidylinositol phosphate biosynthetic process. The transcript is spliced from 10 exons. NCBI's taxonomy places the organism in Eukaryota, Metazoa, Chordata, Actinopteri, Pomacentridae. Bases 269 to 1510 code for a protein of 413 amino acids.